AUGUCUCCCAAGCAGAGAAGAAAGCGCGAGAAGAAGCAAACCUCGUCCGACUCGUCCUCGUUGACAUCCCCCGUGGUCGCAACCACCAAUUACCGUGAAAUCCACCAGACCGAGGCGGAAGCCUUACGAUCCAUCUAUGGCGAUGACUUUGAAGAUGUUGAGAAUCGGCGGUCGGCGUGGCAGCAAUCCUCCGACGUGACCUUCAAGCUACACCUACGCGCCUCCUCCAAUCCCGAUGUUCGUCUAGUGUUGUUGGUCGAGUUGCCCGCGACAUACCCCAAAACCGUUCCCAAUCUCUUGCUCGAAAACCUGGACGAUCUUCGUGAUGGUGCCCGCUCCCGCAUACAAGAAAUUUUGCGCAAUAAGCCCAAGACCCUCCUGGGCAGUGAAAUGAUCUAUGAGCUGGCGGUGUCAAUCCAGGAUGUGCUGGAAGAUGUCGCUCAGGCUCAAGCGCAGGACAAGGACCUACCCAGUCUGGAGGAGGAGCGAAUAAAGCAGGAAGCCGCUGCCAUUCAACGAGCCGAGCUGGAAAGAAAGGAGGAACUUCGGAAGCAGGAGGCUGCGACAGCUGAGGAAGAACGCGCUUUGCAUGAAAUGCUCCAAGAUAAGCUCCGACAGCGGACCCAGGCCCGCAUGCUGAGACGAAAGAGUCGAACGAGCGGAGUCGAACCAGGCGAUCUAGUCGAUCUCGCAGACAACCCCCCCGGAGCAAUCUCUUUCGAUCCACCCCUGGUGGUGAACGACACCGACGAGCAACCGCUGGUCUUCCGGGCCAUCCAUGGCAAAACCCUAUUGCAAAGCAAGCAGGGCAAGAAGACUUUCACUGUGAGACCUGUCGUCGCCGAGAGUCGCUGCCAUGUUCCACUUCUCGUUCUCAAGGAGAUUUGUUUGGACGAGAAGGGGUCGGAUAGUCUAGCAUUUCGGGAGCAGAUGCGGUCCAGCGAAGACAAGUUGGAGGGUCUGAAGCGACUCCGACACCCAAAUCUUGUUGAAUUUGUGGGAUUCAAAAUCGAUCGCCCGCCCAGCCACUAUGACAAGUCCUGGACCGUCUUUGCUCUAUUAGGGCAUGCGAAUAAGGGCUCACUCUCCGAGCUGCUUGAUAUCGUGGGAACUAUCGCCGCUGAGACAGUCCGUGGCUGGAUGAUCCAGCUCCUAGAGGCACUGGAGUUUUACCACCGCAGCGGGCUUGUCCAUGGAAACAUUCACUGUGGUCGGGUGAUGCUGUUCCGAAAUUCUUCAGGAGGGACUAUUGUCAAGUUGCAAUCCAGUGUGGAAGAGGCCUUGCCGGAUCCGCCUGGGGGAAGCGUUCCUUGA
This is a messenger RNA of Penicillium alfredii, 1314 nucleotides long. Its product is annotated as Serine/threonine-protein kinase GCN2. Gene Ontology annotation, molecular function: protein kinase activity; protein binding; ATP binding. The coding region runs from base 1 to 1314 and encodes 437 amino acids. The record is from RefSeq and is a predicted model, not a curated record. Gene Ontology annotation, biological process: protein phosphorylation; cytoplasmic translation. The transcript is spliced from 2 exons. Lineage: Eukaryota; Fungi; Ascomycota; Eurotiomycetes; Eurotiales; Aspergillaceae.